AGCUCUCAAAUUGGUGUACAUGGCCCUCCAUAUAUUAGUACUGAUCAGCAUAGCCAGAUUUAUCAAAUAUCCGGUUGUUAUUCUGCAGUGUACCACUUACUUAAUAUGCUUUUAAAGGUAGUAAUGCCUUCUGUCACAGCUACUAUCAGAUUGGUACUGCAAGGAAACACUGGGACCUUGACUUAUAGUAUACAA
Messenger RNA from Ambispora leptoticha, 195 nucleotides. The record is from the annotation of a GenBank genome assembly. Lineage: Eukaryota; Fungi; Glomeromycota; Glomeromycetes; Archaeosporales; Ambisporaceae.